This is a messenger RNA of Ctenopharyngodon idella (grass carp), 4627 nucleotides long. Its product is annotated as gastrula zinc finger protein XlCGF57.1. NCBI's taxonomy places the organism in Eukaryota, Metazoa, Chordata, Actinopteri, Cypriniformes, Xenocyprididae. Bases 292 to 2160 code for a protein of 622 amino acids. The transcript has 3 exons. The record is from RefSeq and is a predicted model, not a curated record.
AUACAUUUAGUACUCUUUCAUUCGUAGGAUUUACAUUCAUAUAACUUGACAACAUGUGUACAUAAUUUGCGUUUAAUUGUAAAUAAUGUAUAGAUUUUAUCAGUAUUUGUCUAGUUUUAUUUUAGACUGUUUAAACUGUCUUUUAUUUUGCCACUCCGUACCGCUGACAUCAUAAGGUCUGCGCCGCGACUUCUACGGUUGCUGUUUUUUUGACUGAAGAAAGAAAAGUUUCCAGGCAAGCAGGAUCUCCAGAUUAAAGGCUGAGAUCUUGCUUGACAUACUGCUGGAAAGAUGGAGUUUAUUAAAGUGGAGAUUGUUGACAUGAAUGAUCCAGAACACUGCAGAGUGAAAGAUGAAGAAGAUACUGAAGAACAAAAAGACCACAUGGAAGUGAAAAAGGAAAGUCAAGAACCGAGUGACACAGAGGAGAACCACUACUUUGAGAAACCUGAAGAUUUUAUAGUUGGAGAAAAAUUUAUUAGUUCCUCGCUAACUGAAAAUAAUUUCUCACAAACAACAGAAGCCAAAAAUUCUUUCUCCUGCCCUCAGUGUGAGAAGACGUUCACACAUAAAGGAAACCUUAGAGAUCACAUAAAAAUUCACAUUGGAGAGAAGCCUUAUACAUGCCAUCUAUGUGGGAAGAGUUUUAUUCACAAAGGACACCUUAAUGAUCACAUAAGAAUUCACACUGGAGAGAAGCCUUACGCAUGCCAUCUGUGUGGAAAGAGCUUUACUUGUAAGGGAAGCCUUAAUGGUCACAUGAGAAUUCACACUGGAGAGAGGCCUUUCACAUGCCACCUGUGUGGAAAGAGUUUUACAUGUAAAGGCACUCUUACAUGUCAUGUAAGAGUUCAUACUGGAGAGAAGCCUUUCACAUGCCCUCAGUGUGAAAAGAGUUUCUCACAUAAAGGAAGCCUUAAGUGUCACAUGAGAAUUCACAUCGAAGAGGGCCCUUUCACAUGCCAUCAGUGUGGAAAGAGUUUCACCCAAAAAGAAUACCUUAAGAGUCAUAUACGAAUUCACACUGGAGGGAAGCCUUUCACAUGCCAUCUGUGUGGAAAAGGUUUAACAUGUAAAGGAAGCCUCAGAUGUCACAUGAGAAUUCACACUGGAGAGAAGCCUUUCACGUGCCUUCACUGUGGAAAGAGUUUCACAAAUAAAGGAAACCUAAAGAUUCAUGCAAGAAUUCACACCGAAGAGAGCCCUUUAACUUGCCUUCAGUGUGGAAAGUGUUUCACACAUAAAGAAAACCUUAAAUGUCACAUGAGAAUCCACACUGGUGAGAAGCCUUUUACAUGCCAUCAGUGUGGAAAGAGCUUUGCUCGUAAAGUAAUCCUUCAGAAUCACAUAAAAACUCACUCUGGAGAAAAGCCUUACACAUGCCAUCAGUGUGGAAAGAGUUUCACAGAUAAAGGAUACAUAAAGCGUCACAUGAGAAGUCACACCGGAGAGAAGCCUUUCAUAUGCCCUCAGUGUGGAAAGAGUUUCACACAUAAAGGAAACCUUAAAAUUCACAUAAGAAUUCACACUGGAGAGAAGCCUUCCAAGUGUCCUCAGUGUGGAAAGAGUUUCACACAUAAAGGACAGCUUAAAGAUCACAUGAGAAUUCACACCGGAGAGAAGCCUUACACAUGCCCUCAGUGUGGAAAGAGUUUCAAAUGUAAAGGGCACCUUAAGACGCACAUAAGAACUCACACCGGAGAGAAGCCAUUCACAUGCCAUGAGUGUGGGAAGAGCUUCACAGUUCAAAGAAGCCUACACAUGCACAUGAAAUAUCAUUCUGGGGAGAAAUUACAUGAGUGUUCUGAGUGUGGCAAGAGGUUUGCAGAGAGCAACACUUUCAAAACGCAUUUGCUCAUUCAUUCUGAAGAAAGACCAUUUAGUUGCGAUCAGUGUGGCAAAAAGUUUAUUUUGGCAGCACGCUUAAAGGCACAUCUGAAACUUCAUACAGAUGAGAGACCCUAUUUGUGUUCUUUGUGUGGAGAGAGUUUUAAACUGAUUGGCAGUUUAAAAUCACACCAGAAAAUACAUGCCAGUGAGAAAUCUCAUGUGUGCCCUGAGUGUGGUAAAGCUUUUACCAGAGCAAGCUACUUGAAACGGCAUCAACGGACCCACACUGGAGAAACCCCUGGGAAGGGUUCAUUGCUUCAAGAACGCUAAAAGAACCCAGUGCAAACUGGAGAGAAGCCCACUGCCAUUUAUAUGGGAGGACUGUCAACACAGCCCUUCAGUCCAAGACCCAUCCCUGUGACCCUACAUAGGACAAGGGGUUUAGAAAAUGGAUGGAUUUUCACCACAGAAAUGUAUCUGCUGGCUCUUAAAAAAAAAAAAUUAAAUUAAAAACAAUUGUCCAGAGUAGUCACAGAGAGCAAAAUGUGUCUUAGGUAAUUAUAAAUAGUGUGACAUUCAGAUGUAGCCAAAAGUAGAAUUUCUUCCUAAAGGGUGAUUUUAUCUAAGAGGGUUAAAUGACCUAAUGGUGCUCUUCCAAAAAAGAAAAUUAUAAGGGAAGUCAAGAAAAAAUCAUUGUGAUUUUGACCUAUGAUUUAACAUUCUAUAUUGUUGCUGCUUCGAUAAAGGAUAAAAGAACAAAAAAGCAUAAAGUCACAUUGAAAGACUCUCUUUCAUGUUCAAAAGUACAAAGCCUGGCAAGCAAUGCCCAAAUUUAACCCAGUUCUGUAUAUAAACCCAAUUAAAUUCCAGUUCUCUUUCUAUUAACAUUGCCAUAUCUAAAAUGAAUAGUCUAAAGCAGUGGUUCCCAAACUUUUUAGAGUGGCGUACUCCCUGAAGCAUUUACCAUUCUUCUGCGUACCCCCUCUCUUCCAAUUGGACUGCAGUCAGACCGUUUCCAUUAAGGGACAAUAUUUGCCCCUUCAAAUGGAUUUUCCUGUGCAUUUUUUUUGCCCUUAUAAAUACCUUUAUAAAAUAAAUCAUUUUGAAAUAAUAAAUGCUCAAUAGAGAAAUAUGCAAUGAUGGUAAAAAUGAAGUGAUACUUUUAAAAAAUAAACCGCCAAUACGGGGUGGUAAGUUACUGUUUUCAUGAGUGAGUCAUUGAGUCAAUUGAGUGGUGGAACAAUGACGCAUUUUUGUUGGCCAAAACCCGGAAGCGAGUUAGCAUUUUAGCACUUCCGGUUCUGUCGUCCCAAAGUCAAUGGGUUUUUGAUUAAAUGGCUGAAAUGAGGUCCGUGGUUAACACAAGCUCAAGAUACUUUCACGCUUUAUUCUACGACAUAAAAUACAUCAGUAUUAACCUACCCGUGAUUUUUUUUAAGCUGUUACAUGUCUUGAAAAUGAUGGUUGCUAACAAGUGGCUAAAUCGGACUACAGAGGCUGUUGGCAACAUUAAACAUCAUCAUGCCGAACAGGUAAACUCAGUCCGCUUUUACAGCCUUGUUAUGCUUAUAGCUGUGCUCUUACAAACUAUUCUAAUUCAGACUUUCAAGAAAAAUGUAUUUAGAUAAAGACUGAAAGCGUUGUCUGAAGCUUAGUGUUGGUGACGUUGAAAUUGUGUGCCUGUGGUGUAGUUCCCUUAUAGCCUACCUUUUAACUUUUUUGCUUCUGGCGACUGUAUUUAGGCUUCAAAAUUAACAAAAGUUGUGUUCAUCUGUGAAAAUUGUGUUCAUCUGUGAAAAUUAUCUUCGUCUGUGAAAAUGAUCAAAACGUGUAAGUACCAAACUUUUGUUAAUCACAGAGCUUAUUUUUGCGAUAAUCCAAAAGCUUAUGGGAAAAUCCUACUGGGUUUUUGUCAAGGGAACCAGCGUGAUGCUAACUGCCAAUUGGCCUACAAAGUGACGUCAUAGUUCCACCACUCUAUAACGAAGCAAGUCACUGUAUUUAUGAAUGAGUCAUUGAAUCAUUGACUUUCAUGAUUCAUUCAAAGCCGCAGAUUUGUUCACAAAACACCGCUGUAUGUUGCAGUUUUGCUGUGGCUUUCGUUGGAAUUCUUAUUUUGUUGAAAAAUAGAGCAAACAAUACUGACAAUACUGUGUUUAAAAUGUACAUCACUUAAUAUAAUCCUUAUGUUUGAACUUUUAUAAAAUCAGUGUCACAUUUGCAAUUGUGUAUAUUUGGGUAAAAUUAAUAACUGUGUUUUUGUAUUUAAGAGAGUUUGAGUCUUAAAUUGAUCUCUAUGCACAAUCUUUGUUCUUCAUGCUAGUAAGUGCUAAAACCUCACUUUUACAAAGGUACAUUGUCGAGAAAGGCAGUAAUGUAGCUUUAUUUGUUAAGGCACCAUACUCUGCACGCAACCUGUCAUAUGCACGCUUCUUGUGUGUAUGCAGUCAGUUUUGACUGCAAAAGAUAAUUUAAAAAAAAAAAGGUAAUUUGAUUGGAUAUCAUGUAUUUGACCUUUUACAGCGUUUUGCCUGUUAGAAAUACAUCCUUGGUUUUUGUUAUUUAAGGAGCGGUAAAAAUAAAUGAACGGCAAAACUCAGCAUUUUGUUCGUGUACUUCUGUCACCUCAUGUACCCCCAGGGAUACCCCAGUUUGGGAACCACUGAUCUAAAGGAAAGGCAGGCUGAAGUUAUUUAUUCCCUUCUCUGUAAAUAUUUUAGUAUUGCAUGUCUUACUCCUUGUUUCUUGUACAUCUGUAUAAUUGCUGAAUGACAAUAAAGUUAAUCUUAUAUCAUUG